This is a messenger RNA of Leptinotarsa decemlineata (Colorado potato beetle), 793 nucleotides long. It is a transcript of the gene Cpr66D, whose product is annotated as Cuticular protein 66D. The record is from RefSeq and is a predicted model, not a curated record. Lineage: Eukaryota; Metazoa; Arthropoda; Insecta; Coleoptera; Chrysomelidae. Gene Ontology annotation, cellular component: extracellular matrix.
CGCGAAACAAGUCACAAGUUUGUUGGUGAAAAUGACGGACUUUCAGAAGUGCUUUCUAUUGACUCUGGUGACGUGUGCAGUUUCCUUUCCUUAUCCGAUUUCUCAGCCUGUGUAUCCUAGUACUCAAUUAAGUGCCCAAGCAGUGCCUCAGAUUAGUUAUAAGCAGCCUGCAGCAGCUGGAUAUAUUCCUCAAACACAAUAUGUGAGGCAGCCACCUGCUGCUCAACCUGUAUAUGAUUCAAUGGUUCGAGAAGGACUCCAAAAUUAUGCAACAAAUAACCAGAAUCAAGCUCUACAGCAGCUGCUCGUUCCUGUUGCUGCUGAAAGACAGGUUCCAAAAGUUGCUCUGCCGUCUGCACAGUAUUAUCUCAACCAAAUUCAAUCAGCCCAGUUGGCAGCACAGGCCCAACAUGCUUUUGCAUCAUCUCAGCAGAAAGCUCCUCAACCAACAUUGACUAGGCCAAUUCAGCCCAUAUCAGUUCCUCAACAAGUUCCUUCACCUCAACCCCAGCAAUAUUCCAGAGAAAAGACUCUUCAAUAUGUCAGGCAACAACUCCAGCAGUAUGCAAGAGAGCAACCUGCGCAGUAUGUAAGAGAGCAACCUGUGCAGUAUGUAAGAGAGCAACCUGCGCAGUAUGUAAGAGAGCAACCACAAACUAGGUAUAUUGCAAGGCCCGUUACAGCUCAAUAUGAAGUCCAACAGCAACCACAAGAAGAAGACAGAAAGGAGAAAGAAGAUUAUGACUUACUGGAGCAUCCCCAGAUGUUGAUGUUAUACGAUAUGUUACAGUAG